UCGUCGUUGUUUUGUCGGUGUAUCUACAUAGUCUCAUUUAGGUUGUUGACUCGCUUAAUUCAGGAGAGCGUGAUGGCUUGCAUCAUGGCAAUGUUCAGCAUCAGAAUUUUCCAUCAUUGACCCAAGAACAAUGCUAUGGCCUGUUUCUUUGUGUCCAAACCCUGAAUAAGUUAUUGUUAUGUCAAUUAGCUUUGAUCCGACCAAUCUUGCAUACCCAGCGAAAUGCUGUUCCAAAUCUUACCCUGGAACAAUGAUUGAACAAUAUACAAUCCUUGCAUAUAACUAGGAGAGAUUCUUCGACAUUAACACAUCAUCAUUUCAAACGACAAACUCGAAAGCAUUUCAUCACCCAGUAUUCAGAUCAGAGCUUUCUUCCACACCGUACAUACUCGAAUUUCAAUCAUCACCAUGUCUCAAAAUCCACAGCCCUGGUUUACAGACUCCGAGAUCCGAUUCCUCGACACUCUCUGUGCUCCACACGCACCACCAAUGCCUGCGACCACGUGGCAGACAAUCAUCGAUCGAUUCUUCACAGAACAAGUACGACAUCUUCCUGGCGGUGAUUUUUACCAUUUGGAUCCUUGGCCUAAGCGAGUACGUAUUUCCCACGCUAUUUUCACUGAUCCAAGACUUCCGGUAGGCGAGAGUUUGGAGGCAGACCAGGCGAUUGUGACUUUGUUGGGUGUUGUUCAUGAUCCUGAGCCGGAUCCUGAGCAGGGACAAGUGCACGUGCAAAUGCCAUUGAUAAUAUCACCGCAACCGCAAGAAGAUGAAACUUUGCCACUUCCAGAAGGUAGUAUCCGACUUCCUGCAGGCAAUAUUCGACUCCCUGAAGGUAGCAUCUUACUUCCAGAUCGUAGCAUUCUUUUCCCCGACGGAAGACUUCUUCUUACAAAUUCUCCCCGCCAAGCAGCUCCAUUCGUCUUUCUUCCAGAUGGCCGAAUUCGUUUACCAAAUGGGAGAAUGUUCCGCGCAAGUUCUGAUAUUGGACGCCCGGUAGUUCCUCGACCUAAUGUUCGAUAUCGCAAUGGUAGAGCUUAUUUUCCUGAUGGGAGUAUGGUACCGGGGACUCCAAGCACUCCUAUGACUCCAAGCGCUCCUAUGACACCAAGAAUUGUUACGCCAUCAAGAACUCCUGCAGCUCUCAUUAUCUCAAGAACCCCCCGCCGUACACCUGCAAUGCCAUACCGUAGCCUUGAAGUUCCAGGUAGUAGAUUUAAUUUACCAUCACCUGAAAUUUCUGCAGCUACCGCUUUAGCUCAUGAUGAUAGUGUUCUUUAUUCUGAUGGGAGCUCGGGAUAUCUCUCAAAUGAUUUUAGCAGUUACUGUAAUGUCUAUAGUUCUUAUAGUCCCUUUAGUUCUAGCGGUUCCAGCUCAGCUUCCAGAUAUGGAAACUCGUCUUAAUAUUCUGAGGACUUGAGACAGGCUGGUCCUGACUAAAUUGCGCAAUCUUAAAUAGUUAUGGAGAGUUUUUGUAGUUUGGAUUUCGGCAUCGAUUUCAAUUUCAAUUUCAAUUUGAUUAUCUAAAAAUGUUAUAAAUGUAGAAUAAUUGUGAAAGUGAGUGAAUGAAUGAAUGAGUGAGAUGUAGGUAUGCAUUGAAAAAUGUGUUGCCGAUAAACUAGUCGCUACUAAUUCAUUUGUGUCUUUUGUGAUCGUAAUAGACAAGAUAAUAACGUGAUUGUUCAGCAAACAUUCUAACUGUAGAUCAGUUCUUGUUCAUAUUUCUCUCUCUUUUCUUUUUUUUUUUACCUCUUUAUUCUUUUCUUUGUCUUGCAUCCUCGGACAACGAACUAUUUGUAGUCUUUAAUUAUCCGUAUCCUAAUCGCUUACUUAUUUGCUUGAAUAACUUUUCAUCGCAGAUUGGAAUGACCACUUGUUGUUGAUAAUGGGAAAUGUAAUCGACGUGACCAUAAGGUGGACAAGAAUGAUGUAGACUGGGGCGAUUGUGUGAUUUAUGGGGAUUGAGGAUUUUGCAUAGGGAGAGGCUUUAUGGCGGCGAGGCGUAAAAAGAAGCUAUGUAGGU
Messenger RNA from Sclerotinia trifoliorum, 2023 nucleotides. NCBI's taxonomy places the organism in Eukaryota, Fungi, Ascomycota, Leotiomycetes, Helotiales, Sclerotiniaceae. The record is from the annotation of a GenBank genome assembly.